Molecule: messenger RNA, 988 nt
Organism: Drosophila simulans
Lineage: Eukaryota; Metazoa; Arthropoda; Insecta; Diptera; Drosophilidae
Exons: 2
Coding region: 319-978 (219 amino acids)
Source: RefSeq, a predicted model, not a curated record
AGCCAACCUGAAUUGUUUUCUGUGUAGCACCAAUGACUUAAGGUCUUUGGGUAAUGAAACGUUCUUGUGGAGGAAAACGGAGUCAGCCGAAGAUGUCUCUUGAUUGGCCAGAUCACGCUGCCAUUUGGAUCUUAAUGAUGGAGCAUGCGCUCCACUUUCGGAGGUGUUUUGUGGACCGUUCUAAUUGCUAUUCACGCAUCUGGCUCUGGUCGUUGAUCCGCUUAUUCACAGCUCGCCUUAAUUAAUCCCCAAAUAGACAAUGGAGUGCUCUGGAUUUCGGGUGGCUCGUUGCAUGUUUCCCAAGUGGAUCACAUCGCCAUGUAUCGCUCAAAGCUGCAGAACGUCGGAGAUUUCGGCCAGGUCAUCCUGCUGCUGAUCACCCUGAUUCGACCCAUUCAUGGACUUCUGCUUUUUCCCACCUCAACGGUGCUCCAGCUGACCUCAUCCAUCUCCAUUCCCGCCGACCUGAACACCCGCACCAAAGUAUUCAUGGACAUGGGCUUUCAGAUGAACUACAACCUGCCGCCCACGGUGUCCGCCUUCUACAAUGCCACCAUCUGGGCCGAUGAGCUGUCCCGGAGACAAAAGCGCCAGUUGGACAACAGCCUGGUUGCUAAUCUACAGCAGUGGGAUCUGGAGGGCGGCAUGCAUCCCGGCGAUUUUACAGCCGGUCAAUUGUACAAGGGUAUAGAAAACAUGCUCGAAACCUAUGGUUUCCAUAGAUCCUGUCUGCUCCGCAGUGUCUGCGAACUGGCCCUGCAUCCUUUUGCAGAGGACCACUUCUAUGGAAUGGUCACCCAAGUUAUAACCUUCCUGCUCACACCAUCUCAACACGAGGGAUUCGCCGAGGACGAGCAGCAUUAUCGUGAUAGAUACGAAAAAGCCGAGCAAAUUGGUUUUCUCGGUGGUCAGUGUCAUCUAUCAUAUCCGAGUUGCCAAGCAGAUAUCAUAAACCUAGCCACCCGACUGGUCAGAUGAAAUAAAUAUC